AUGGCUGAGAGAGCAGCUGUAAUAUCAAGAGAUGAAGAGGAGAUCCAAAACAGCAGUGAUGAUGAAGACAGGUUUCCUACUCAAGUUGCUGUAACAGCAUCCCCUGGUUGCUCUGCCAGCCCUUCACUAGACAGCCUUGAUGAAGACCAGGGAAGCUCAGCAGAGCCAGAAAGACUGUCUGUCCUCUCCAGCAGGGCAGUGGCCCAGCUAAAAGCCCCAACUGGCCCAGAGAUGGUUCGUGGUGGCCAGGCACAGACGACAGUCCCUGGGCUGGCUGAGCAUCCUCUGGCAGCUGUAGAUGCAUCCUUGGGUGCCUCCUCAUGCCUUGCAGCAGUUGAUAACCUGCUGCCUGUGCACCUUGCCUCCUUGUAUGACAAAAGCCCCUGCUGUGAUGGCAAACUGAGCUCAGAGGUGCUGCAGGACCUGACGGUGCCCGGUGAGGCCCUGCAGGCACAGACUGGCACCCAGCAGGCAGGGACUGACACCCAGCAGGCAGGGACUGGCACCCAGCAGGCAGGGAGCAGCACCCAGAGCAGCAUGGCCUCCUGCAGUUUGGGCCGUGUGAUUUGGAUGAAGACCACAACAGUAAUGGAGACCUUAGAAAAGAAGAAGAAGGAGGAAAAGGAGAAGUACCGGCUCCAGCUAGCAAUGUACCGACGGCUCCUGCUGCUGCGCUCCAUCAGGAGUUUGCACAGGCAGCUGGAGCAGCAGCAGGCCAGGCUGCAGGAAUGCUAUGGCACGGUGAUAAAUACAAAGAAAGAAGUGUUGAAACACAUUUGCCCAACCUCGCCCUCACCGUCGCCGUAAUCAUGCUGCUGCCUGCAGAAAUGAGCUUUGCAAUGCCACCCGAGCCGCCUUGCAUGCCAUCAGGGUGGUG
Melospiza georgiana is the source of this 877-nucleotide messenger RNA. RefSeq names its product UPF0500 protein C1orf216 homolog. The transcript has a single exon. The record is from RefSeq and is a predicted model, not a curated record. NCBI's taxonomy places the organism in Eukaryota, Metazoa, Chordata, Aves, Passeriformes, Passerellidae. The coding region runs from base 1 to 807 and encodes 268 amino acids.